UCCCUCCUGCAAGAGCAACUAGUGCCUCUUCUUUUUCCACCCUGACACCGUGUUUGGCUCGGGACAGUUCCCAUCCGCGCCACGAACACGUGUGUCACCUUGUGGUCCACUCUGCGUGCUGCACAGUUGAGGUUUAGUGUGUUUUAGUUAUUGUCGGCAUGAGAGCUCCGCUUUACGGGCAUGCGCAGCGCGCUCUUAAACCCCUCCUCCACCCAGUUAGUUAAGCCAGCGCUAUUUCAAAGCGCCGCUCACUUUUGCAAAACAGACCUCUGACCCCAGAUAACCUGUGAUGCACUGUUUGUUAGACUGUUUCCCUCAUCUGCUCAGACACUGCAGACGCCCUUGUGUCAUAAUGUGGAGGCAGAGGGGUUGUGCUGUGCUCUGUGCUGUGCUUGGUUUGGGGUUUAGAGAGACCGAGCUGUAAGUAGGUCGGGCUGGGCUUAAGCGGCUUAGCUACGUCAGCCUAAGCUGGGAGGAAUUCAUCCAAAGCCCUCCGCGGUAGGCGGGGGCCUAAACGAGGCUGGCCUAGUUAAGCCUGAUUCUUAUUGUGUGCAGCACAGCCUGUCUUUGUUGUGAAACGUAGCUGAGAGGCAACCAAGGAGUAGUGUAUGAAUCCAUGCAAUUAGACAUAGCUUAUGUUUGAUUUAGGGAAGAAGGAGAGAAGAAACAUGAGCAAUGUAUGGGAGUUAGACCAGUGUUAGCCUUAUCAGCGUGGACCAAGAGAAACCAGCAGCAGGGACAAAAACACAGGUGGGAGAAGGAAAGAGCCACAGUGUCGAGUGUGGUUACUGAGGGGUGACAGUUCUAGGCCUGACUUGGUCUGUGCGAGCCCGCUAUGCAAUAAGAUGGCGUCCAGCUCUGUGUUUAUAACCACGAUGAUGGGUAAAGCUCGCUCCUCAAACUUCACCCUGUCUGAGAAGCUGGACCUGUUGAAGCUGGUCCGUCCUCACAUCCGCAUCCUGGAGGAGCAUACCAACAAGCAUGCAGUCAUUGUGGACAAGAACAAGUGCUGGGACACUGUGGCGGAACAGUACAACGCCCUCGGAGGGGACAGACCCCACCGCACAGCUCAGGGCCUCAGGACCCUCUACAAGAGGCUGAAGGAGUCAGCUAAACAGGAAGUGAUGCAGAGGAGACACGCCCAACCAGAGUACAGAGCAAGCAUCUCUGAGCCAACCAGGAGAAUCAUGGAGAUGAUCCCUCACCUGUUUCACCAUGUGCCCAUCCAUGAGAAGGACCAGGCACUGCGCAGAUUAAUAUACAACAAACACAGCUCUCCCAUCGAACACCCUGGCAGCAGCUCUUCUCUGGCUGGACUCCAGGAGUACUCAGCAGCUGUCCCGAGUGUCCCCCAUGACGUGGUCCAGCUGGACCCUGAAGUGGAUGUUAAACCACCGCCAGAUCUUCCCAUCCUUUCCACACACACAGGGCCGGUGCUGGAGGGAGGCCAGGAACAGGAGGGGGAGCAGGACUUGGGCAGCAUCCACGAUUAUGAAGGAUCCCUUUCUCCUACGCCUUCUUCUGUUAACAUCCCCCUCUCUGCCUCUCCGCUGCCUUUACGCCACGACCUCUAUCCCAACGACAUCUACCCUCACCAUGAGCCAGACAGGUUUCGACCCCUACAUUUGGCCAAAGAAGAGCACGACAUGGUACUGGCCAACCACCGGAAGGUUGCAUUAUACCUGGAGGAGAAGAGGGAGGGGCUGAAACGAAAACAGGAACUAGAGGAGGAACUUAUAAGAGCCAAGAUCAAAGUGGAGAAACUAAAGGCUGCCAGACUGAGACAUGGAAUGCCAAUUCCUCUAUAACAUGCAUUUUUACCUGUUAGAAGCACUAGAAAGGGAGAGGCUCUAAAGAGUUUUAAGUCUGGAUAUUAAGCAGAGGAAGAAGUGGGAUUAAUCAGUUUUAAUGUAUAAGAGCUGUGUCAAAACUGAAGUUUCUUUUUUGAAACCUACUGUAGUGCCUCAUACAGACACUAAUAGGCUGUUAAUCUUUCAGAUGAUUUUUUUCUGUUGCCAUCAGUCUGUAGUCUGUGCUAAUGUUCGUCUGUGUUGACAAUACUCUUGCACUUAUUGACAGCUGAGGCAGCAUAAUAUUUAAGAGCUGACAUGCAUAGUGGCAUGCCAAAAUAUGUCAAAUAGAUGUGAAAGUGCAGGUAUUGGAAGGGAAUAUUUGCAGUAUUAAAUGACUUGUACCAUUCUGGUGCUUUUCCUGCCUAAAUCUUCAACCACUGUGUAUCUGCAGGAAUGUCGUGUAGCGUUUAUGAUCAUAUCCAUGUGAAAACUAACGGUAGCAGCCAUCAAUUCAGUGUUUCAGUCUACGUCACCUUUUUCAACUGUUAAGUGCUUUGACAAGUAGUGUAGAAAUCAGAUGUGAGAAAACCUAGUUAUUUCUUUGUUGCACUUGAACCAGAUUCAGACUGUUUUUCAAAGUCCUGUAUGGAAGAAAUGAAAAAGACUAAUUCAGUAUAAGAUACCUUGGUCUGGAGCACCAAUUAAACUGUUGAACGCCUUAACCAUGUCAUGCUAAUGAUGUUUACUGUGUGGCUGAUAAGAGGUGACAAUGACUCGCAAGGCUUAAUUGAUUGCCACUUAAGUAACUGAAAGAAGGGAGAUGUGGGCUCUGUUUCUGUGAAGCUGUUUUUACUUAAUGUAAUGUAUGUAAUAUUUGUGCUGUAAUGUUUGGUAAAUGAAUGUUGUCAGUUUGUUCUGUGAUCUGUUCAUGCAUUCACUUGUUUCUAUUAAAAGAAAAAAGGUAAACAUUUUGCAA
Messenger RNA from Sphaeramia orbicularis (orbiculate cardinalfish), 2769 nucleotides. Its product is annotated as fibrinogen silencer-binding protein. NCBI's taxonomy places the organism in Eukaryota, Metazoa, Chordata, Actinopteri, Kurtiformes, Apogonidae. Bases 846 to 1808 code for a protein of 320 amino acids. The transcript is spliced from 2 exons. The record is from RefSeq and is a predicted model, not a curated record.